AUGCCAUCUCGCAACGCUACAUCUUGUCCUAGUCCCAAAAAACUCAAGUACAGGGUUGACAAGGUAGUGAUCACACCAGAGAGAAGAGUGCCAAAGAAGAAGCUUGAGGUUCAUGUCAACGAGACUUCAUCUCCAGAGGCUAUUCUUCACGCUUCCUGGGAGUUUAUCAGUGCAUUUCAGUUCUUCAACACUUUUAAGGCCUACUUUCAUUUACCCAAGAGCCUUUCCAUUGACAAGUUAGAACAAGCCAUGAUGGCAGGCAAGGACGAUAUGCAACAACUUGAGGAUGAAGCAGUAGAGGAAGACCAUACCAUGCAUUUGAAGCGUGAAUCCAGCGUACUGAGCCAACAAAGCAACGCAAGUGGUGCAUCAGCAUCUCAACCUGCGCGCCACUACUUGGCUAAUUUCAUGGUUCACAUUGUAUCGCCCCUGCUGACCCAACGUCAAAAGACAUUGAUCAACACGGACAACUAUGAGCAAUUCAUCGCUGAUGUGUUUCCUGGUUUCACAAAUUUUGCAGAUAUGAGUGUACUGGAUAAAAUCAAGGUGUUGAAGAGCAUUGAAAUGGCUCAUGUGGAGAUUAGUGAUCCUGAACUUAUUUCCUUGCAAAACGGACAAUCUGGUCAAGAGCUGAGAUUCGCUCCAUUAGGCAGUGAUUAUGAGGGCUGGGUAUACUGGUACUUUGGCGAUGAUCGUCUGUACAGGGAGAUUCCUCUUCCCAUAGGCAGAAAGACAAUCACCAUCUCAGAUACAUUGGAAUUCACGUUUGAAUUGGUGUGCUCUACCGUUCAAGAUUGGAGAGACCUUGUUGAAAAGUUCAAGCCCACAAAGCGAACAGCCAACAGAGAGCUAGCUUCUACCAUCACAGCCCUUGCAAAGGAAAUGAUCGCUAAGUUAGAGGCGAGAGAGGAAUAUAGAUUAAGAAAUGAAGCCAAGGUCAAGAGAGCCCGAGAACUGGAAUUGAUGCCCAGAAAGAAAAGUAGAAGAUUAGAAGUCAAGUCUGACGAACAAGCAAAACGACAAAAGGCACUGGACGAAGCUAGAGAACAAGCGGCGUUGGAAGAAAAGGAGCGUCAAAUGAAGGCCAAGGAAGCGAAAUUAGCAGCUGAUAAAGAUCGCAAAGAAUUACAAAUGGAAGAGAUCAAGAUGAGAAAGGACAUGUUUGGCGUGAUCAACGAUUUUGUUUCGCAAGGCUUGGAGACAGAGGCAGACAUGAAGCCACUGAAGGCUCUCAUCAAUUCGAAAACACCAGAAGAUGAGCGCGUCCACAAGAUGAAGGGCUGGAUCAAAUUGUUAGGGGGCACUGUUUCUGUUGAGCUUGUUGGUGAGCCACAGCAAGUUCAGUUUGUAGGUCAAGAUGUGGACACUGCUCUCGAGUCUGUCUUGUUCAAGAACACCAUGAGAAUCUAUCUCGCCACAUUGCUCUUAUUCAAACUAAACCCCAUCACGCUUGCCUAUGAAAACACAGAGGAAGUGCACAAAAAGUUGGUGUUGAAUCGCUAUGACGGUAUGGAUGCAUUUUGUCAGGAACUCAACACGGCUAUCGAAUCCAUCUCGGAUGCUGCUGUGCGUGAGGAUGUUAUUCACAUGUUGAUGACCAUAUUCACACUUGAUCCACCACAGACCGAAGAGGUCCAGGGGGCGGAUACUACCAAGCAAGAUUUAGCAGCUGCUAACUCAGUACCAGAUGUUGUUAUGGAAAUGGAUGCAACUGCCACCACCACUAUAGCAACAGCAUCUACUACUGGCGCAUCUACCCCCUCUCAACCUACACCCGAAGACACUACUGAAUCCCCAACAGCUCUUAAAAUAGCCGACCCUGCCACAUCGCCACCAUUUGAUGCCAUUUCUGCCGACAAGUCUGCUGCUGCCAAAGACAACUCUAUUAAACCACAAUCUCCAUCUCUAGAUCUUCAAGACACCAUCAUCCACCCUACUGCUCCUCUUGCUGCUACUACUACUGACAUGUCAUCAUCUACUGUAUCUGUGCCUGAAUCAGCUUGUUUACCUCAAAUCUAA
Messenger RNA from Mucor velutinosus, 2019 nucleotides. RefSeq lists its product as uncharacterized. The transcript has 5 exons. The coding region runs from base 1 to 2019 and encodes 672 amino acids. Gene Ontology annotation, biological process: regulation of DNA-templated transcription. Lineage: Eukaryota; Fungi; Mucoromycota; Mucoromycetes; Mucorales; Mucoraceae. The record is from RefSeq and is a predicted model, not a curated record. Gene Ontology annotation, cellular component: RSF complex.